UGGUGUUCUUUUUGCUUAGAAAAAAAAUCAGAACCGCAGUUCAGGAGAUUUGAAAACUACUACUUUUCUUAACAUAACAACUAAACAUCUUAUGGAUGAUGUCUACAACUUUAACAUAAGUGGAUUUGAUGAACCUACAAUAAAACUUGGAAUCCAAGAGUUUCAUCUGACUAAGUUGGAAGCUACUAAGUUGGAAGCUACUACAGAUCUUUCAAAGAAAAUCAAUCAUGAGAAUCAAGGAAAAACCAUAAGCCGGAAGAAGCAAUAUAAUAAGAAUAGAACUAAUAAAAACAAGAAACACCUUUUUAGUGACACAGAUACAGAAUAUAGAGGUGAUGACACUAAGACAGAUAUUAGCUGGAUAAGAGAAUCGAAUAGAAAACCUAAACCUCAUCUUGUAGACUACAGCAGGAUGAAAAAACAGAAGAAAUCUAAAGUUCUGGAAGCAAAGAAAGCCUCUCCAUCAAUGAGUGUGAGGAGAACAUUUCAACAAACAGAAAUCAUAAAUAAUAUGAUGCCAAUUUCUAAAAAUCAAAGUGACAGUGAUAGAGGAAAACAAGCACAACCAACUAGAUUGAAACAGAAGAGAAAAGCUGCACUAGUCAAAAAAAGUUAUAAAGAACUUUCAGAUUCAGAAACUGACAGUGAGGAGGAAUCUUCUGAACACCUACUUAAGAGAGGCACUUUAAAAUAUCCAGAACCUAAAAAUAUAAAAAAGAAAGCUGCUCAUAAACUAAAGGAAAAUCAAAGUAUUGUUUCAAGUGAAACAACCAAAGGAAUCUUGAUAAAUCAACCAAAAAGGUCAAGCAAAUCAAAAGAUUCAGGACUAAAAAGACAAAUGGAUUUAUCGUCUCUGUCUUCAUUUGAAAAUCCAGCUUCUCCUGAGAUACUGAGAUGUUGUGAGAAGUAUGGAUUGGAACAAUCUACUGAAGAACAUAUAUCACCAGGAAGAUCAUCCUUAUCAUCCUUGUUAACACCCGAAAAAGAAUUAAUAUCUGAAAAGGAGAAAUCUUUAGAUGAUAUUAAAAACAUGUCUGGUAUAGCAGAAAUUAAUAAUGAAAGUAUACAAUUAAAACAGCUUUCAGAAAAGGGCAGAAAACUGGUGUUCGGAAUUGAAGAUUUGUCACCAGUUUCAAGUUCAUUUUCUUUGCCCAAUCUUAGCUCCUUAACUACAAGAAAAAAAAAUACUAGUAACCAAGAUGCAGACAUUACUAAACUUGAGGAGAAAACAUAUGAUACCAAUGAAGCAACAAGCACAAAGCAUUAUCCUUUAAACAAAUCAUCUGAUAUAGAACUAAAAGACUUUUCAGAAAAUCCCAUGGGAAGCAGAGGAGAGGCUCCUACAUCUGUAUCUCAGUCAUCUACUCCUAGUAAAGAAGAAUUAUGUCAUGAAGAACUUCUUGCUCAUAUACAUGAAUCUGGGCCUACUGUACAUAGUAAUUUCAAGCGGUUGUAUCAAGAGGAGACAGAAGCUGAUUCUGAUGAAGAAGAAAUCAGAAGAGAGAAAAUGAAAACAAAACUACUUCCUAGAAAGUUAUUUAAAACAGAUGAAAACACUUACAAAGUUUCUGAAAGUAUAUCUACUUUAUCCAUCAAUGACACAACUGGUUUUGAUGGAGAAGGCUGGGAUGCUGACAGUUCAAGUGUAGGAAUGAUUUGUCAGAAGGUUCAUCAGGAGCUUGCUAGAAAAAUCCAGAGCAGAACAAAAAGAAUGGACAGUUUUACAAAGCAGUCAUUGAAAACCACUUACCAGCAUAUGAAUACCAUGAAUAGUGAAUUACAUAAGCAAAGGGCUAAACAGCUGGAAAAUCUUCAUUCCUGUCUGGUUAAAGAGAUUGAAAGCUUUGAAAGAGAUUCACAAGCUUUAAGGAAUAUGGAAAAAGACUUUUCUAACUUUUCAAAGAAGCAGUCUGAAACAUUUAGAACAUACAACAAAAAUGAGCAACAGAGGCUUCAAAAUCUUAAAAUAUCAUUCGAAAAGAACAUUUAUGAUACAGCUGACUGUGAGGAAACUUUUUUUACUUCUAAGAUGCAUCAAAUGAAAGCAGAUAUGAAGGGGAUCCAAGAAAGAUUUCUAAAGGAAAUGCAUGAAGAAGAAUUGCUUAAUGUUCGCAAAGGUCUCCAGUCACUAUUUAUGGAUGAAAACAGAAAUUUCUAACAGUGAAAUGGUGUGUAGAUGUUGGCUCUUCAUUUUGUAAUAAGAGUGAUCUGUAUUCACUGUAUUCAUCUAAGUAUAGACAGCAGACUAUACUUAAAUGUUUUUACAUUAAAUCUUUUUACUGUUUCUGUAAUUUAUGGUGAUAAAGUACUCCCCCCCCCAUUAAAAGUCAUUUUAAUUUUAUAAACAAUGGCUGGAUGCAAUAUGUAGAUGUUAUGUUUCUGAAAAAAAAAGCUGGCUAUAUUAGGGAUAUUUCUAAAAUAUUAUGGCCAGUACAUGAGCUAAACCUGACAUAAAAUGGUAUCAGUACAACUUUCUUCUCCACUUUUCCCCUCUCCUCCCCUCUUCAGCCAUUUGUGCCCUGUGAAAACAAAUUCUGUAGAGUUCUCUAGCUUUCCAGAGCCAGUCUAAGUAAUACACUGGGCUUCAGUGAUUGCCUCAGUCCAGGUUCAGCUGAAUCCUCCUGUUUCAGCACAAGUUUAUCACUGGAUCCUCCCUAAAUUUAGUUAUAACUAGCUCAUGGUUCCAGUAGAAUGUAGUCAUGGUUAACUGCCUCUGUUGAGGGCAAAUUUUCAAGUAAAUUAAUUCUUUUUUAAAUUUCAGAGAUACUGGGUCAGAGCCAGUGAUUCAACCAGUUCCUACAUUUAAUUUUAGACCCUAAACUCAGUUAUUUUGAGGUGGAGAACCCUCAAAGCAGACAUUCUGCACAUGCUUAAAAGGAUGCAUAUUAGUAUGCAUAAAUAUAGGAUGAGUUCUUCUUCCUAUAGAAGCUCUCAUACACCUCUUCUCAAUCCACAUGUACUGCACUGCUUUUGAACCAUUCCCCAAAUGGCAUCUUUCCCAAUGUUCCCUUCUGCCAGUUUGUUCCCUCCCAGCAUCCCAAGCCAAAGUUGCAGCAUUUAUUCUAUUUCAGAAUAUAGCGCUGAAACUUCUUGCUGUUCUCGCUGCACUGUUUUUUCUUGAUUUUCUUUGAAAACAUCUCACCACCAAACUCAAGAUUCUGCACUUCCAACUUUAAACAUUUCUUUCUUUAAUCUGUGUUGAAGAAUAAGUCUGGCUAAUACACCCAAGGGAGGGUAGGAAGAAUGUAGCUGCUUCAGCUUCCUCCUAUUCUGGAAUAGCAUGCAUUGGUUGUGUCUGCAGCACCACAGGGUUGCCAACUAAGGAAGCACAGGCAGGAGGGAUGAGGAAGUUUGCAUGGGUGACUAAGAUCCAUAUAAGCAGUCCAGUGACAAGCAACAGGAGAGAAGAAUGAGAAUAGGAAUAAUUUUAAAUAUAGGCAAAGCUCACUCCACUUGGAUGGAACAAGGAACAGUGCAUGUUUCCAUUAGUGUGAGAUAGUCAAGGCAGCCAGUCAGAAUCAGACACUGCAGAAUUCUUGUGCCAGUGAACACACUGCCAAUUUGUUGAGGCUUAGUGAACAGCAGCAAUUAGUACAUUUAGAAAUGCAGGAAUCUGCCAAUAUUCACUGCAGAUGAUCAGAUUUUUGGAGGCUAUAAUGGGAACCUCAUCUCGGUUGUGAGGAAGUCUCUUGAAUUUCUCCCCCAAAGUAUGACUAGGGCCACCAAUUCUUGGAUCCAAAGUUAGUUGUGCUUAGGGCAGACAUUUACAUUAAGAUUAGCUUGUCCUAUUGAUUUGAAUGGUCCUACGCAUGAGUAAGUCUAAAUUCAACCCAUUUUAGUCUUUAAGUAUGUUCCUAGUUACCAUUAAAAUAGUAAUGUAUGCAUUGUGUAAUUCAGUUGGCAAUUAGACAUAUUUUUGCUAUUAAAAGCAAGUAAGAUGAUGUUUGUGCAUAUGUUAUGUACAUUAUUUAUAAUGUAAGAUUUCAACAAGUAUUUUUUAUAGUCCAGAAUUUUUAAAAUUUGUUAUUUAACUGUAUUGGGAAUGUAUAAUGAAAAUUACAAAAAAUUACAAUUUAGAAGAUUAAUCCCCCCCCCCAAAAAAAAAAGACUGGUAAAAGAAAGCUUUCCUAGUAUGUGAAAUAUACCCUAUUGAUGUAACAGAAAUUUUCUUCUAUGUUGCCAUUUUUAUUUUGUGCCUGAAGCGUCUAUCUGGGGCUACACUAUCUAGGGUUACAGACACUUGGAAAUAAGCACAAUAAUAAGAUGUCUUUCUGGGUGAGCCUGCAUAAGAUAUCUUUGCAUCUUUUCAUGAAUUCACAUAAUAUCUGGUAUGUAACCAUAGGUUAUGCAUGACCCUGAAUCAUGUACUAUAUAGUAUCUACUUUGAAGACUGAGCUGUUAAAAUAAACAAUGCUGUACUUGUUCUUGAAAUA
Molecule: messenger RNA, 4433 nt
Organism: Sceloporus undulatus (fence lizard)
Lineage: Eukaryota; Metazoa; Chordata; Lepidosauria; Squamata; Phrynosomatidae
Product: synaptonemal complex protein 2-like
Exons: 19
Coding region: 92-2158 (688 amino acids)
Source: RefSeq, a predicted model, not a curated record